CUAAAACAUAAUACAGUGCAAACAAACCAAACCAACCACCCACAGAUAACAGUACAUACAAGCAAGCGUCGUCAGGCAGGCCGGGUCAAUAUCAAUAGGGCAGGUAGGUACAGGGGGAGCAAGCGGAGAUUGGUCGGGGUCACAGGCCAGGUUCAGCAGAUAGCAAGCAGCGUGGUACAGAGGGUCAGGCAGAGGGAUGGUCAGGAGCGAGCCGGGAUCAGAGCAGGAGAGAAGUCAGCAGCGGUUCAGAUCAGGCAGGGUCAGCAAAGGAACAGAAACAGGAUGCAGGACAGAUACAGGGCCCAGCACAAACACAACACCAAGGCAGAGUCUGCAGGUCUGGCC
This is a messenger RNA of Staurois parvus, 345 nucleotides long. NCBI's taxonomy places the organism in Eukaryota, Metazoa, Chordata, Amphibia, Anura, Ranidae. The record is from the annotation of a GenBank genome assembly.